Messenger RNA from Manis pentadactyla (Chinese pangolin), 3211 nucleotides. It is a transcript of the gene KCNE4, whose product is annotated as potassium voltage-gated channel subfamily E regulatory subunit 4. Gene Ontology annotation, cellular component: membrane. Gene Ontology annotation, biological process: potassium ion export across plasma membrane; regulation of ventricular cardiac muscle cell membrane repolarization; regulation of heart rate by cardiac conduction. The coding region runs from base 585 to 1253 and encodes 222 amino acids. The transcript is spliced from 2 exons. The record is from RefSeq and is a predicted model, not a curated record. Lineage: Eukaryota; Metazoa; Chordata; Mammalia; Pholidota; Manidae. Gene Ontology annotation, molecular function: potassium channel regulator activity; transmembrane transporter binding; delayed rectifier potassium channel activity.
UUUUAAAGGGCUAAACUGCACCAGCCCCCCUUAAAUCUUAGCAUGAUUAAGCUGACGGGGACUCAAAAGUCAGAGCGUUCACAUAACCCUAUGCGUUGCAGGCCCCCAUGCCCAACAAUUUUACAGAUCAGGAAUCUGAGGUGCGGAAAGGUUCGCUGAGGAUUUGUUAAUUGCAUAGUUAAUGGAACAACUGAAACUUAAGCCCCAGUUUCUUGACAGUAAAUCCUGAACUUGCUUCCAACCGUCUUAUAUCCAGAUUGUGGUAUAUGACUGUCUCUGCAAGCCUGUGGGCGACAUCGUGGUUAUUCCCCACGAGGGUGAGGAAACAUGAACUGAUAUUCAAUGACAGAAGACUCGGGGCUGACAGUUUCCACUGGGCGCAUUCCUUUCUCUCUUUUUCACUCAUUUUCACGGCCCCCUGAAAACUCUGGCUGGGAGCUGGGCUGGGAGAGGAGCACUUCCCGCUUCCCUGUCUUUCUUUUCACAGCUGCAAAGCUCAGUGAGUUGAACUGCAGUGCUUUGAGUGCACUGCUCACUGCCACGACCAACCUCUGUUGUAAAUUUUCCUCCCAGAACACGUGACGAUGCAUGUCUUGACUAUAUAUCCCAACCGCAGCCCCAGAAUUGUCAGAACGCGGAGCCCGCGCCGAGGGAGAGCGCUCUUAGACCAGCCGUUCAGGAACUCAGGACUUGGGGCAAAUUCGCCAGCCUUUGACUCUGGCUGUGUGAGCAGUGCUUCAAUGCUGAAGAUGGAGCCUCUGAACAGCACCCAGCCCAGCACCGCCGCCCCCGGCAGCCCCCUGGAGUCCCAGGUGCCCGGCAGCCGCAGUGGCAACGGGAACGAGUACUUUUACAUCCUGGUUGUCAUGUCCUUCUACGGCGUUUUCUUGAUUGGAAUCAUGCUGGGCUACAUGAAAUCCAAGAGGCGGGAGAAGAAGUCCAGCCUCCUGCUGCUGUACAAAGACGAGGAGAGGCUCUGGGGAGAGGCCAUGAAGCCACUGCCCACGGUGUCAGGCCUGAGGUCGGUGCAGGUGCCUAUGAUGUUCAACAUGCUGCAGGAGAGCGUGGCGCCCGCCCUGUCCUGCACCCUCUGCUCCAUGGAAGGAGACAGCCUGAGCUCCGAGUCCUCCUCCCCAGACGUGCACCUCACCAUCCAGGAGGAGGGGGCGGAUGACGAGCUGGAGGAGAGUUCCGAGACGCCCCCCAACGAAAGCAGUGAAGGGUCCUCGGAGAACAUCCAUCAGAAUUCCUAGCAGCCCCAGGGCCCCUGGAGGUGGCCCCAACAGCCAGCACCCUUAGAGAGAGGGAGGAUACUUCUUGUGCCUGGUUUCACUUUUGCAGAGCAGCUGCCAUUUUAAAGAGACCCUCUGCAAGCCCCUGCAUGGGGGGCGGUGGGGGCCAAGGCUCCCCGGGAGCCAGCCGCAGCCAGGCGUCGAUGACGUGCCUGGUGUGGACCGCUGCAGCAAAAGCCCUGAAGGUGUGCAGUGGGUACAUGUACUCUGGGGCCUGGGGCUGGGCUUCCUGCCCGGAAUUGGCGGUCCAUGUGCUUGCUCUUGUCUUCUCACCGGAUGCCCUGGUAGCUCCUGCAGCCUCUGCCCAAGCCCAGAGCUGCCAAAUGCCUAGCACAGGCUGAGGGGCUAGUUUUGAUUUGUUAAUUUGCCUGGAGCUUUGUUCUGGAUCUGACUGCCUAUGAGUACCUCUGUUGUGUGCCUGUGGCAAUAGUUCACAGCCAGUUACUGAGUGUCUUUUGCAGGUCUUUUAGGCUAGAUGGGGAAACUCAAUGGAGGACUUUUGAGGAGAGAAAGCUGGAGAUCUGAACCUGGUCUGUUUGCAUACAGUGAGGAAAAAAGAUGCAACUUGAAGCCUGUUGACAUUGGCUGGGAUUGAAAAACAUGGUCUGGUAUUUUGACCCUUUGUGUAACCUAUAACCUUGAACUCUUACCUGGGACCGUCUAGCAUCGCAUGCUGGCAUGAUACUUUGUUGGAAGAGCUUCCCCAGAACCCAAACUGCACUUCAUACAGCCAUGCAGGGGACUGUUUCUGAUCUUUGCAAAGGGCGAUGGAGCAGUUGAACAAGGCUAGAUUGCUAGUUCUCCUGCUGCUUUUUCCCAGCUGUGUUCUGAGCUGGGAGAGGACAUAACACGUGCCUCCAUAAUACUGCAUUUCGUCAUGUAGCUGAGACCUUGAGGGGCAUAACUCAGGUGGAGGUUGCACAAAGCCAGGCCCACAUUCCGUGUGCGGUCCAGGGCAUGUCAUCCAGAGGCUUACUGCCUCCAUGGCACCCCUGAUGACCUACACCACUAGGGCCUGGGAGGAUAUCUUUAGAUUUUUAAGACUCUGUGAAGUCCUGCAUGGCCCGGUGUGAGGAAGCUUGGAUAAAAUAUUUCUCCUUUGGUCCGUUAGUCUGAAACAAGGAUCUGCUUAUUUAAAGGAGCAGUCAGAGACUCAGAGCACAGGUAACCUGGAAAUUCAGGGCAAAUCACCAACCUGUCUGAGCUGUUGUUUGCCCAGCCGUGAACCAGAGAGGCAGAUGCUGCAUUUUACUCUGCGGAGUUAUCUGGGUGGUGGAAUGUUAACACUGGGGCUGAGAGAAUAAGAAGUCUACAACAAGAUGCUCAGGAAUGCUCGCUGAUGUCUCCAUGUAUUCCUGUGGUCCGUAGCUUUGUAGCAGGCCCUUUAGGCCCUGGAAGACAAGGAGGAAGAGAAACACACCAAAAGGUCAAAUUUAAUUCUAGUAAAAACAAAGAAAGGUUUUUUUUUUUUUUUUAAUGCAUGCUCUCCUUGGAUUGGAGACUUCGGUAACUACUGUUCCCAUGGAAGGGUUAACAGUGUAGGGGCUGGUUUAUCAGUCCUCCUCAACACAGCGCUAGAGGAAAUUUAUGUUUUGGGGAAAAGGGCCCUCUGUUCACUUUAAAAUUCAGUGUGGAUUUACUCCAACGGAGGCUCUUUAAGGUGAAAGAAGCCAAGUUAAGUUUGGCUCCUUGCCUGGAAUCACUUGAAUUCUGAAACUUUACUGCGACGGACAUGUGCAUUGUCACAUUUUCCAUUGCUUAAUCCUGAAGUUUGGUGCAAGUCUAUCUGCGCCUGUUAAGAAAGUGAUGUAUAUACUUCCUUUUUAUUCUAUGAAGUUGUAAAAAAUUGUCUUCUGUAUUUAACAGUUUGUAAUUUUCACAUUUUUUAAUUUAAAUAAAAAACACAUUUUCCCUAGGAA